AUCUUGCCAUUGAGUCUCCGGACUUCGUCGCGAUCGGACGUACAGCGGAAUUCUUCGAGAGUCUUUUCCGUGCGGUUAGCCCAAUUAGUUUAUGGCGGAUAUAAAGUGUGAGCUCGCCUGAUCAUGGAGCUGAACAAUGUCACCAUCGAGGACGCCGCACAUGCGACCAAGUCCCACUCUCAAGCAUCUAACACGCCUCCAUGUAAUGAGAAACCCAAGCCGCAACUGCUCUACGCCAUCAACGACAAUCCCCCAUGGUACCUGAGCAUCUUCCUCGCAUUCCAGCACUACCUGACCAUGAUUGGAGCCAUCGUUUCCAUACCAUUCAUCCUGACGCCGGCUUUGUGCAUGUCCGACGAGGACGCCAACCGGGGCAUCAUCAUCUCUACGAUGAUCUUCGUCACGGGCAUCGUUACCUACUUCCAGGCCACGUGGGGCGUUCGUUUGCCCAUUGUCCAGGGCGGAACUAUAUCGUUCUUGGUGCCCACCCUAGCCAUUUUAGCUCUGCCGCAGUGGAAGUGCCCGGAGCAGGCCGUGAUGGAUUCCAUGGACGAGGCUGAGCGGGAGGAACUGUGGCAAGUGCGUAUGCGGGAGCUAUCCGGCGCCAUUGCCGUGUCCGCCAUGGUGCAGGUUAUCCUGGGCUACACUGGUCUGGUGGGGAAAAUCCUCAAGUAUGUAACUCCAUUGACCAUUGUACCCACUGUGUCCCUGGUGGGUCUUACGCUUUUCGAGCACGCAGCGGACACCGCCUCCAAGCAUUGGGGCAUUGCCGUGGGAACCACUGGUAUGCUGACACUCUUUUCGCAAAUAAUGUCGAAUGUGUCCGUGCCGAUCUUGGCCUACCGCAAGGGUCACGGCAUAGAGGUGCGCCAGUUCCAGUUGUUCCGCCUCUUUCCCGUCCUGCUCACGAUCAUGAUUAUGUGGGGUCUGUGCGGCAUUCUGACAGCCACGGAUGUCUUUCCUCCGUCACAUCCAUCCCGCACGGAUGUGCGCCUGAAUGUACUGACCAGUGCCAAGUGGUUCUAUGUGCCGUAUCCGGGACAGUUUGGCUGGCCAUCGGUGACGCUGUCCGGCGUGCUGGGCAUGUUGGCUGGAGUACUCGCCUGCACGGUGGAGUCACUUAGCUACUAUCCCACGGUGUCACAGAUGUCCGGCGCCCAUUCGCCUCCGCUGCAUGCGAUCAAUCGCGGUAUCGGUACCGAGGGAUUGGGCACUGUCCUCGCCGGCCUCUGGGGAGCGGGAAAUGGAACCAAUACCUUUGGAGAGAAUGUUGGCGCCAUCGGGGUCACCAAGAUUGGAUCGCGACGUGUAAUCCAGUGGGCUGCCCUGAUAAUGGUUCUCCAGGGGGUGAUUGGCAAGUUUGGAGCCAUCUUCAUACUCAUUCCCGACUCGGUGGUGGGAGGAAUCUUCUGCGUGAUGUUUGGCAUGAUUAUAGCCUUCGGGCUAUCCACCCUGCAGUAUGUGGAUCUGCGAUCGGCCAGGAAUCUUUACAUACUGGGGCUCUCCAUAUUUUUCCCGAUGGUACUGUGCCGCUGGAUGCAGAAGAACCCCGGAGCUAUAGACACCGGAAACAAGACCGUGGACUCCACGUUAUCGGUGCUUUUGGGCACAACAAUUCUUGUGGGCGGAGUUCUGGGCUGCUUGCUGGACAAUAUAAUCCCGGGAACGCCGGAGGAGAGGGGCCUCAUCGACUGGGCGAACGAGAUGCCCUUGGGCGAUGAUAAUGUUAAUGAUGGCACAGCCACCGACUACGAUUUUCCACUUGGCAUGGAUGCGAUUCGCCGCUGGAAGUGGACCUACUAUAUUCCGUUCAUGCCGACUUACAAGCUCCAGAAGCAAAGCUGAUCGUGUCUAUGCAAAUAAGAGCCAUUCAAUUGGUGAUUCGGUUUUUAUUUAGUUUUAGAAAACACUUUUCGUGCUCACGCUCUAAUUACAAUUUGAACUUCGAAUUCGGAUUCUACCCAAAA
This is a messenger RNA of Drosophila santomea, 1967 nucleotides long. Its product is annotated as solute carrier family 23 member 1. Gene Ontology annotation, molecular function: transmembrane transporter activity. Gene Ontology annotation, biological process: transmembrane transport. Gene Ontology annotation, cellular component: membrane. The record is from RefSeq and is a predicted model, not a curated record. Lineage: Eukaryota; Metazoa; Arthropoda; Insecta; Diptera; Drosophilidae. The transcript is spliced from 4 exons. The coding region runs from base 124 to 1845 and encodes 573 amino acids.